AGGCCCCCGCCUUAGCCGUCGCCGCCGCCCGAGCGCCAGAGCCCCGGCCCCGCCCCCCGCGGGUGGAGCUCUGUCGGCCGCGGCGUCGGCGCCCCCUCCUUUUGGGCUCCCUCGUCACCAUGCCGCUCUACGAGGGCCUGGGGAGUAGCGGGGAGAAAACGGCGGUUGUGAUCGACCUGGGAGAGGCCUUUACCAAGUGUGGAUUUGCUGGAGAAACUGGUCCAAGAUGUAUAAUUCCUAGUGUGAUAAAAAGAGCUGGCCUGCCUAAGCCUGUCAAAGUUGUUCAGUAUAAUAUCAAUACAGAAGAAUUAUAUUCCUACCUAAAGGAAUUCAUCCACAUCCUGUAUUUUAGGCAUCUAUUGGUGAAUCCCAGAGACCGCCGAGUUGUGGUUAUCGAGUCAGUAUUAUGUCCUUCCCACUUCAGAGAGACACUCACUCGUGUUCUUUUCAAAUAUUUUGAGGUUCCAUCUGUCUUGCUUGCUCCAAGUCAUCUAAUGGCUCUUCUGACACUCGGAAUUAACUCUGCCAUGGUCCUGGAUUGUGGAUACAGGGAAAGCCUCGUGUUACCUAUAUAUGAAGGAAUUCCAGUACUAAAUUGUUGGGGAGCACUCCCCUUAGGAGGAAAAGCUCUUCACAGGGAGUUGGAAACUCAACUGUUGGAACAAUGUACCGUUGACACAGGUGUUGCUAAAGAACAGAGCCUUCCUUCAGUGAUGGGUAAAUUCAUUUUAAGCUGUUUAAGAGCAUCAUUCUGUUUUUUAAACCUCAUUAGAGAUUCGGUUGUGGAAAUUCUUUUUGAACAAGAUAAUGAAGAGAAAUCAGUUGCCACUUUAAUAUUGGAUUCCCUUAUGCAGUUAAUGACAUUUACUUGGGUUCUGAGAUAUGGUAUCAAUGCCAUUUCAAACCCAGGGAUAAUGAAUGCCAAGGACAUGGCAUUUUUUCAGAGCGGGGCAUAUGGAGCUAUUUUUGGAGCAUUGCAAGAUAUACUUGGGAGCCGUUCAGUUUCAAAGGAAUAUUAUAAUCAGACAGGUCGUAUACCUGAUUGGUGUUCUCUCAAUAAUCCACCUUUGGAAAUGAUGUUUGAUGUCGGGAAAGCUCAGCCGCCUCUGAUGAAGAGAGCAUUUUCCACUGAGAAAUAAAAGUUUGAUUAAAAUUCAUCUUUCCUUCAUUUCUAAUAUUUAAUCAAUUACAAGAGAAUUGUACAAAAUAUGUAGGAUGCUUUGUUAUAGGUGACUACAGUGAAAGUGAAAGCACUUCCUUGUUUACCCUUUGCAUCAAUAUGUAAUUCUUUUGACUUUGUUUCCCUUGUGUAGUGGUAGAAUGGUAGCUGAUGCUUAUGAGACUUAUUGUAUUUAUAUCAGUAAAAUAUAGUAGAACAGUUUAAUUUUG
This is a messenger RNA of Propithecus coquereli (Coquerel's sifaka), 1389 nucleotides long. It is a transcript of the gene ACTR10, whose product is annotated as actin-related protein 10 homolog (S. cerevisiae). Gene Ontology annotation, biological process: retrograde axonal transport of mitochondrion. The record is from RefSeq and is a predicted model, not a curated record. NCBI's taxonomy places the organism in Eukaryota, Metazoa, Chordata, Mammalia, Primates, Indriidae. The transcript is spliced from 11 exons. Bases 120 to 1139 code for a protein of 339 amino acids.